ACGCGCUGAGCUGUCUCUUCACGCAGACGCACGCGCAUUCGCAUAUCUUUAUAAGUUAAUUAUUGUAAAGCGAUCGUAUAAAAAUACUUUCUUUUCGAUUUAACAAUAUAAAUCACUUCAUCUCACUACGAGAGAUGUAUUUGUAUAUAAGAUAAUCUUGACUAAGUCAUGUACAUGAUUAAUUGCGUACAUGCGGUAAGCGUGAUACUUGUUAGAAAAGAACGCGUCAUUGGAUAGAGCAAAUAAACAGGGAGAGCGUCGAGAGAGCGAUAGACAGUCGUGACCGAGAAACCUCGCGGAGCGGUUCGUGAACGCGCGUGUAAUUUGUUUCAGUGAAAGUAUAAAAGAAUAUGUAUAUGUGUACGAAGUUUAUCUUGCGCAACGCGAGAUAAUCAUUGAACAAAAUCACACGCGCAUAAAUAAUCUUUGUUUAUCGUUGAUACAAAAGUUAAAACGUUGUGACAUUUAAUAAUUGAUAGCAAACGACAUUUUGUUAAAAAUAUCUGAUGUACGUAUCUGUUAAAAUAUGUUGGACGUUAACGAUACGCGCAAGAACAUUUCGAUGACUGCUAAAAUGAUCGACGAAAGCUGUAAGAUCCAACUGCAAGAAACAGAGGAACUGAUUGAUAAGACGAAAUCACAGAAUCCGCAACUUUAUAUCGAAUUCAACAAUCUCUGCUACUCUGCAACAUGUCACGAUGGCAAAGGUACGAAGAAAACGAUCUUGAGCAAUGUAACAGGACACUUUAAACCGAGUAAGUUAACGGUCAUAAUUGGUCCAUCCGGUGCGGGUAAAACGACAUUGCUAAAAAUCUUGUCGGGCGAACGAUUAGUCAACGUUAAGGGCACCAUCACCAUAAACGGCGUUGAACAUGAUAGUGGAACGUUCCGCAAACAAAUGUGUUACGUGCCGCAACAAUUUUCUUUACUGCCGUUUCUGACAACGAAGGAAACGCUUUACAUUGCGGCUUGUUUAAACUUCGACGGUAACCAGAGCAAGGAACAGAUUUCUUCGAUUGUGAAUGAAAUUGCAGAAAAUUUAAAUCUGUCAAACUGUUUAAACACUUUGGCAAACAAGUUAAGCGGUGGCGAAAGAAAAAGAUUAUCAAUUGGUGUGGAGAUGAUCACCAAACCGUCAGUUCUAUUUUUAGACGAGCCAACAAGUGGUCUCGAUAGUGCGGCAUCAAAUCAACUUAUUAACGUGCUACACGAUAUGACAAGAGCAAAUUGCACUGUGGUCUGUGCGGUUCAUCAACCCAGCAGCCAGAUGAUCUCGCAGUUCGAUGAUAUUAUGGUGCUUAGUCAAGGAAUAUGCAUAUAUUGUGGCCCAAAGAGUGAAAUCUUAGCUACUUUCAGCGACGCUGGAUUUACAUGUCCUGAUUUCUACAAUAUUGCCGAAUUUGUACUCGAAGUGAUAACUGAACAAAGAGGCGGAGAUUUAGAAAAUCUAUACAAGAUUUGCCAUGAUAAGUUUCAAUCUCACAAUAAAGAUACCAAAAAUGGAACAAAUUCGUCGACUUUUACGCAUACUGUCGAAAGAGACGAUACAUUUAGCGUGAAACCAAAAUUAUCAACAUGGCAACAACAAAAGAUAUUAUUUUUAAGAUCUUUAAUUUGCAUUAAGAGAGAUAGUACCAUGACAAAAUUGAGAUUUGCGGCACAUGUCGUAGUAGCAAUAUUAUUAGGAGUAGUUUUUUAUGACUUUGGAGAUGACGCACAAAAAGCACAGAGUAAUAUAGCUUGCUUAUUUUUCUUUUUAUUAUUCUUAUUUUUCGCAAAUUCCAUGCCAGCCGUGCAAAUGUUUCCUGUGGAAGCGGCGGUUUUUAUCCAAGAACAUUUAAAUAAUUGGUACGACUUAAAAUCCUAUUACAUUGUUAAAAUAUUAACAGAUCUUCCGAUGCAAAUACUUUGUUCGUCAUUCUUUUUGCUUAUAUCAUAUUACGUGACAGGACAGUCAAUGGAAUGUAACAGAGUUUUACAAGCGUGGAGCAUUUGCGUAUUAAUCACAAUUCUCGGACAAACAGUUGGUAUUCUUACAGGCGCAGCUUUCAAUACCGAGAUAGGUACUUUCUUAAUACCGGCAUUAAGUAUACCAUUAUUGCUGUUUGCUGGAUUUUUCGUGAAAUUAGGAGAAAUGUCGGUGUAUCUGCAACCUUUAGGCACUGUCAGUUUUUUCAGAUAUGCGUUUGAAGGAUUGAUACAGGCGAUUUACAUCGACCGAUCGAAUUUGACGUGCGUAGAAAUAUAUUGUUACUUACAGUCUCCAAGUACAAUUCUUUCGAUGAUGGAUAUACCAACAGUAUCGUUUCACACAGUUGUGAUGAUACUUGUCUCAUGGAUAUUCUGUUUACAUUUAAUUAUCUAUGCAAUAUUGUGUUGGAAAAUUUAUUAUGCCAAGAAAUAAUUAUGUAACAAGAAAAUAUUACUUUAAAUAUCUAAUUUUACAUGUUAUUACAAUACAAAAGUAUUUAAUUUCUUCGGUGUAGUAGGCAAAAUGUUAUAAGAAACGUUUAAAAGAAUGCAAAGAAUAAGAACGUGAAUUUAUACAAUAAAAUUGACUAAAAUAUAAAAUGAUAAUAAAUAUAUAAUACCUUUUAUUUUUUUUUUACCAAUUAGUAGACUAAUAGGAAUAUUAAAGAUAAAUUUGACCUUUUAAGGUCGGAUCCAACGAUGGCAAUGAGUUAGGUAAACAUCAUUGCAUGUGAACAUCAAAGUUAAGUGGGACGUUUCGAUCUUUAUUUAGAUCAUCUUCCAAUUAGCUAAUUUAUAUAAAAACAAAUUGUACAUAGUAUAACAAUAUAUGCGAAAACAGUAUCCAUGAUUUACAAAUAAUAUGAUUAAUCACAUAAGUCAAUCAUAAAGACUCGAUAGAAAAACCAAAUUAAAAUUAAACCUUAGAAUUAAUAAUCAAAAUUACACAUCUUAUGUGAAUAUAAAGCUAUUCGAUUUUCUAUAAAUAACAUAAUAAUAAUAUAGUAAUAAGAUAUGCUAAUAAUAUGAUGAUAAAAAUAAGAAGUCGC
Messenger RNA from Pseudomyrmex gracilis, 3020 nucleotides. RefSeq names its product ATP-binding cassette sub-family G member 4-like. Gene Ontology annotation, molecular function: ATP hydrolysis activity; ATP binding; ABC-type transporter activity. Gene Ontology annotation, cellular component: plasma membrane. Bases 527 to 2404 code for a protein of 625 amino acids. NCBI's taxonomy places the organism in Eukaryota, Metazoa, Arthropoda, Insecta, Hymenoptera, Formicidae. The record is from RefSeq and is a predicted model, not a curated record. The transcript is spliced from 11 exons.